GGCAUGAUGCCGACCCAUGCACAAAAGCAGUCACUGAGGCCGUACGUGAUUGCUAUGUAAUGGUUGAAGAAAUUGAAAGGAAAAGGAAAGAAAAAGAGGAUCUCACAGUCAUUGGGAGACAUGCACCUUUAGGAACAAGGACACAAUUAGGUUGUGUUGGAGGGCCUUCUUCCUUACCUUCAUAUCGUCCCACUCAUUUUGCUACUACUCAUGCUUCUGGUUCUGCUUCUAUAAGUGCCAGUGCCAGUGCCUCUGCCCCUUCUCAUGUUCCUAGCACUGGCAGUGGUAGUGGGAGUGUUAGCAUUGGACCUAGGAUUCGUAAAUCUAGGUUGGAUACCUUUUUUGCACCUCGCACUACUCCUGGGUCCCAACAGUCACUUGAGAGCAUGGGUUGGAACAAGGAGGUCCAUGAUGCUACUAAAAUGGCAGUUGGCAGAUUUUGGAUCUAUGGCAGUAUUCCAUUCUUCACAGCCAGGUCACCUUAUUGGCAAGAAAUGGUUGAUGCCCUUACCAUUUGUGGGGCGGGGUUCAAAGCCCCUUCUGAGUUUGAUUUGAGGGGACCCAUUUUGACUGAAUUGGUGAAUGAUGUGAAGAAAGAAUUGGGUGAUCAACGCCAAAUAUGGAGCACUAAAGGUUGCACCAUCAUGACUGAUGGUUGGACAGACAGGAGAAAUAGAACUCUCCUUAAUUUUCUUGUUUCUUCCGCAGGGGGCACCGUUUUCAUCAAGUCUAUUGAUGCCUCCGCCCAUUGCAAGAAUGCCAACUACCUAUGUGAGCAGAUAGAGGAGGUGAUUAAUGAGGUGGGUAAAGAGAACAUGGUACAGGUGGUGACUGACAAUGCACCAAAUUAUGUUGCUGCAAGUAAACUUUUGAUUACAAACUAAUUUUGUUUGCAAAUUAAUUUCUAUUUUGUAACCUCAUUAAUUACAAUGCAACAAAUUAUGUUGUUGCAGGCAGACUAUUGAUGGAGAGGCGCCCAUCUAUAGUUUGGACUCCAUGUGCCGCCCAUUGCAUUGACCUCAUGUUAGAGGAUAUUGGAAAACUUCCAUGGGUCAAGACAUGUGUAGAAAAGGCAAGAAAUGUGUGCAAAUUUGUAUAUAAUCAUUCAUGGGUGUUGGCUCUUAUGAGACAAUACACAGAGCAUAAGGAGUUAGCUCGUCCAGGAAUCACAAGAUUUGCCACAAACUUCAUCACAUUGCAGUCCAUGCUUCGUUGUAAGAUGGCCUUGAGACGUAUGAUUGUUGGUGAGGAGUGGUCUUCCUCAUCCUAUGCUGCCACCCCAGCAGGGAAAGAUAUGGCAGACUGCAUUUUUGAUGAGCGAGGCUUUUGGAGCCCUUGUGAUGAGAUAGUGAAGUUUGUUAAGCCCUUGGUGGUUUUGUUGCGAGUUGCGGAUGGAGAAAAGCCCGCAAUGGGCUACAUAUAUGAGGGCAUGGAUAGGGCGAAAGAGGGCAUCAAAUCUAUCUAUGCAGGAGAUGAGAGCAAGUAUGGUCCCAUUUGGCAGAUCAUUGAUAAGAGAUGGCAUCAUCAGCUUCAUAGGCCCAUCCAUGCAGCAACCUAUUAUUUGAAUCCGGCAUUCCAUUUAGCCCUACUUUCAGGGCUGAUGCGGAGGUCCUUGAUGGGCUAUACUCAGUCAUGGAGAAGAUGGCACCUGUUGGUUGUACUCAGACAGAUCUUAUGCGAGAGCUACAGUUGUUCUCAAAUGCACAAGGGGAGACCUUUUCUCGUCCUAUCGCCAAAGAAAGUAGGACAACUAUGAUGCCAGAUAAUUGGUGGAGCUUUUUUGGCCCAACGACACCAAAUCUUCAGAAGUUGGCCAUUCGCAUCUUGAGCCAACCAUGCAGUGCAUCUGGUUGUGAGCGCAAUUGGAGUAUGUUUGAGCACAUACACUCCAAGAGGCGCAAUAGAUUAUCUGUGGAGAAGAUGAAUGAUCUUAUCUUUGUUCACUACAACCUCCGCCUGAGAAUGAGAAAGAAUGCAUUAGCUGACAUCUCUCCUAUCAUUCUAGAUGAGGUUGAUCCUGAGGCAGAGUGGGCCAUUGAGACAGAUCCUGUGGCUAUCUUUAGUGAUGAUGACACUGAUUGGAUCGACCAGGUAGAUAU
This is a messenger RNA of Cryptomeria japonica (Japanese cedar), 2099 nucleotides long. RefSeq lists its product as uncharacterized. Lineage: Eukaryota; Viridiplantae; Streptophyta; Pinopsida; Cupressales; Cupressaceae. The record is from RefSeq and is a predicted model, not a curated record. The transcript is spliced from 5 exons. The coding region runs from base 60 to 884 and encodes 274 amino acids.